ACGCAAAGUUCAAAGUUGAAAGUUUUUCUUCUUUCAAAGAAGUCAAAUUCCAUCUUUCCGCUUUACAUUUCCUCAGAUUAAAACAACAGGUAGUAGCUGGAAACCCCAGAUUAUCAUGGAUUUUGCUCGGUUUCUCCUAAUUCUGCCAUUAGUCUAUCUUCUCAGCUUCACAUCCACGGUUCAAUCUUACUUCAGAUGCAGCAAUCCGGCGACAUGUAUCGCCCUGGUUGGCUAUGCUCCCAUCAACGCCACCACCCUCUCCGACAUCCAAUCCCUCUUCAACGUCGAGGACCAACGCUCCCUCCUCGGCGCUAACAACCUCCCUCUCUCCACGCCAAGCAACUACAGCAUUCAGUCCAAACAAACCGUCAGAGUCCCCAUCCCCUGCAUGUGCUACAACAACACUGGAGUCUCGAACAAUAUACCAAUUUACACGGCGAAGAAAGGUGAUUAUUUGUACCUCAUAGCUACCACCGUGUUCUCUGGGUUAUUAAAGUACGAGGAAAUUGUGGUUGCGAAUGCGCUUUCGUACCAGGAUAUAUUAGAUAUUGGGCAGAAGCUGUGGAUCCCGCUGCCGUGUAGCUGUGAUGAAGUGGGCGGAGAUAAGGUGGUGCAUUAUGCGCAUGUGGUGGAGGCGGGCAGUUCGGUGGAGGCGAUUGCACAGCAGUUUGGGACCGAUAGUCAGACUUUACUGAACAUCAAUGGGAUUACAAAUGACAGCCAGUUGGUCGCCGGUAUAUCUCUGGAUGUCCCUCUCAGAGGUACGUUCUCAAUUUGUUUCUGAUGACUCAACAGAAUUUGGCUUAUGA
Molecule: messenger RNA, 809 nt
Organism: Rubroshorea leprosula
Lineage: Eukaryota; Viridiplantae; Streptophyta; Magnoliopsida; Malvales; Dipterocarpaceae
Source: the annotation of a GenBank genome assembly